This is a messenger RNA of Closterium sp. NIES-67, 1839 nucleotides long. NCBI's taxonomy places the organism in Eukaryota, Viridiplantae, Streptophyta, Zygnematophyceae, Desmidiales, Closteriaceae. The record is from the annotation of a GenBank genome assembly.
GCUUACCUGUUUCCUGGAGGCACAUUUUUCAACGUCGCAUCACAAGGCCGGUAGCUGCCUGAUCGGUAGUGCAAAAACUGCUUUUCGUUUCCUGCGGGUGGUCAUGGUUUAGAGGCAUUAUUGCGAAUCGGAUCGGAUUCGACAUUGUGUCCCUAGCUGCUGCCCUGAAGCUUCUCGUCGCCUUGAGCGUGGUCUCGGUUUGCCGUUUACCCUAAUUGCCGUUCGGUUCAUUCAAGAAUCCUCCUCAUCUUUCCCGCCAUUGCGGUAUCCCGCGUCGCCGUUGAUUGACGGCACGUGGUUUAUGAAAGUGCCGUCCUUCGGAUCGCUUCGCAGCUCCGUGAAAUCCGCACCAAUGCUACUUAAUCUCUCCUCUCGCUCUUCGUCCUUCUGCGCCGGCGGCGCCGCGGUUGUGCCGGCGAAGGACGGCGUUAAUCGACGGAUCGCGGCAGCGCCGCAUACCGCUGGUCCCUGCGUGACGUCAUCACAUAGCCCUGAUGCCUCCCGAUUUUCCAACGCGGCUUCUCCCACGCGCUCGAUUUCGCGCUCCGCUGUGACAUCCGCCGCGGCCGCCGCCCGAGGCGCCGCAUUUCCCGCUCUUAGAAUCAGCAGCAGCAGCCAGCGGAGCCGCGCCUGGCAGAACGUCCUUAAAAGGCUCCCCACUUUAGAGACGUCGCAAAAAUCUUUCCAAGCGCUCCUAGUAGCAGCAGCGGCCGCGGAGGGCGAAACCGCCCCCGCCAACGAGGCGGCUUUAAUCGACGGGAAGGCGAUCGCGGAGGAGAUCAAGCGCGAAAUCGCGGCGGAGGUAAAGCGGCUCCAGGCGCUGCCCGGCGCGCACCUGACGCCGGGUUUGGCGGUGGUUUUAGUGGGCGAUCGGAAGGACUCGCAGUCGUACGUGCGUAUGAAAAAGGCGGCGUGCGCUGAAACGGGCAUAACGAGCUUCGGCGUGGACCUGCCGGCGGAUGUGAGCGAGGAGGAGGUGGUUGCGGCGGUGAAGGAAUUGAACGACAACCCGGACGUGCACGGCGUGCUGGUGCAGCUGCCCUUGCCUAAGCACAUCAACGCGGAGAGGGUUUUAAGUGCAGUCAGCAUUGACAAGGACGUGGACGGAUUCCACCCGAUCAACAUCGGACAGCUGGCGAUGGCCGGGAGGAAGCCGCUGUUUGUGCCGUGCACGCCCAAGGGGUGCAUCGAGCUGCUUAUCAGGAGCAAGGUCCCAAUGGAGGGGAAACGGGCAGUCGUGAUUGGUCGGAGCAACAUAGUGGGCACCCCUGCUGCCAUGCUGCUACAGAGGAACAACGCUACAGUCACAGUCGUGCAUUCGCGCACCAAGGACCCUCCUUCAAUCACGCGGGAAGCCGACAUUGUCAUUGCAGCAGCAGGCGUGCCGAACCUGGUUCGAGCCAAUUGGCUGAAGCCCGGAUGUGUGGUGAUCGACGUGGGGAUCAACCCAGUAGACGAUCCCUCAUCCAAGCGCGGUUACCGCCUAGUGGGAGACGUGUGUUUUGAGGAGGCAAAGCAUAUUGCGUCUGCCAUUACCCCCGUGCCGGGUGGUGUCGGCCCUAUGACCAUAGCUAUGCUACUUAGUAACACCUUGGAGGCUGCAAAGCGAAGCAAAGGAGUACAGUUGGAAUGAACUGUUGUACACAACUGAUGGUUGGCAGAUUUUGCAAGUACUUCUAACUCCUGCAUGAUUACCACGAAGGAACAUCCGACAAUAUAGUGGGGUGUGAUAUUGUGAAGAAUACAGGCGUUUUAUAUUGGUGGAGUUUUUGUAGAGUAUACAUGUGUGGUAUAUGUGUGGUGGAAGCAGGGGAGGGUUGUUGUUGGAGACCAACGAUA